AUUGCGAUCCUGUGAACAGUUAUAAGACUCGACUCCAGUUCGACGGAGCUCACUACAAUUUUUUCCCCUUUUUUCAGUUAAAUAAUAAAAUUACGAGGCAAUUUGUCGUUAAAAUGACGCCGAGAAUAGCUGUUUUCGCUAUUCUAUUAGUCUCGUGUGCUCUAGCGCAAGACGCCCCGAAAUCAGGCUCAGUGACGAGUCAGAAAAUAAGUCAAACGUGUUUCGGCUGCAUGUGCGAGGCAGCCUCGGGUUGUGACACAACCUCGGGGUGCACGGGCGACGUCUGCGGACCCUUCCGCAUCACGUGGGCAUACUGGGCCGACUCCGGCAAACCCACCCUCAACGGCGAGGCCGCCACUGCCCCCGGAGCUUGGACUCGAUGUGUCAACGAUCCAUUCUGCGCCUCUAAGGCCGUUCAAGGGUACAUGGACCAAUAUGCGCAGGAUUGCAACGGCGAUGGGGUGAUAAAUUGCGACGAUUACGUCCGAAUUCACCGCUUCGGGGGUUACGGGUGCUCCGGGCAACUCGACGCCAAGUACGAGAACACGUACAAGAAUUGUGGCAAAAAAUUCGGACUUUAAAGUCCUGCAUUUCACGAAAAUUAUGUGAAUUAAACUCGAGAUGUAACCGACAAUAUUCUCAAUCAUAAAUACUCGUAGUUAAGUGAUCAAUUAUUCAUCAGGCAUAAAUAAACAGAAUCGUUUUUUAUAAAGUAA
Messenger RNA from Diachasma alloeum, 716 nucleotides. Its product is annotated as invertebrate-type lysozyme. Lineage: Eukaryota; Metazoa; Arthropoda; Insecta; Hymenoptera; Braconidae. Gene Ontology annotation, molecular function: lysozyme activity. The coding region runs from base 114 to 581 and encodes 155 amino acids. The transcript has 4 exons. The record is from RefSeq and is a predicted model, not a curated record.